AUGUACUCACAGGGUUCUCAGAGCCUGCAGAGUGAGUGGGCUGUUAGAGGGAGGUCUGUGGCUGUCCUGCUCUGCCUUCUUGGUUGCAUCAGACUUUUCAAAUCAGCACCUUCGAUCAGAACUUCCGGUCACAGUUCCAGGCCUCGUCUCGUUCUGGAAUCACCUCCCAAUUUACUAUUGCCAAUGGACAAGUCAGUCUGCGAAGUCACGGAACAAACUUCUCUGAAUUCCCCCUUGAGACAAGGUCUCAAUUAAACUCUUCCCCUGAUGCUACAAGGAGUCAAACGUUUGGUUGA
Coregonus sp. 'balchen' is the source of this 296-nucleotide messenger RNA. Lineage: Eukaryota; Metazoa; Chordata; Actinopteri; Salmoniformes; Salmonidae. The record is from the annotation of a GenBank genome assembly.